CUGGGCGCUUCUGGGCAAUCUAUCCACUUCUAUCUAAAGGACUGGUUCGUGCGCUGCGUGGCGCCAUCUGGACCAACCAGCUUGCCUCGGGGCCUGGUCAACUCUGCUAGUGCCCGCAUGCCGCGCGCCUCCUCCAGCGCUCCUCCCACGCCUCUUCCAUUCUCCAUCCAUCUCUCCAUCUCUUCCACCACAAAACCCUUUUUCUUUGUGUGUCUCCUUUCAUUUCAUUUCAUACGCCCGUCUUUUCCCCUGCAAAACCACGCCCUGCUUCCUUUCUCUAUCCUUCUCCGCCCUUUGUCCCCUUGUUCUAUUCUUCCAAAACUCGUCGUAAUCCUUCCUACCACCAUCCCAUUGCUCUCAUCAACCACCAAAAGGCCAUGUCCUAACAGUCCUCGACCUUGCACCCCUACGACUUAAUCUGUCCGCUUCUUCUCCCUCGCAGGAACCACAUUCGCUGAAUCCUCGACUCGACUAUACAUCCGUUUUCGACUACCCAUGGCGAGACAACGGCUGCCCCGCGAUGCCACGGGCGACAAAUUUAUGCAGCUCAUGAGCGAUCCGUUUGCCUCGGGUGUACUGUAGC
Messenger RNA from Westerdykella ornata, 583 nucleotides. RefSeq lists its product as uncharacterized. The transcript has a single exon. The record is from RefSeq and is a predicted model, not a curated record. Lineage: Eukaryota; Fungi; Ascomycota; Dothideomycetes; Pleosporales; Sporormiaceae. Bases 118 to 417 code for a protein of 99 amino acids.